This is a messenger RNA of Cydia amplana, 426 nucleotides long. RefSeq names its product putative peptidyl-tRNA hydrolase PTRHD1. Lineage: Eukaryota; Metazoa; Arthropoda; Insecta; Lepidoptera; Tortricidae. The coding region runs from base 46 to 426 and encodes 126 amino acids. Gene Ontology annotation, molecular function: peptidyl-tRNA hydrolase activity. The transcript is spliced from 2 exons. The record is from RefSeq and is a predicted model, not a curated record.
CUUCAAUAUAAACGUUUACGUUACAAGUCAGAAAGAGGUUUCACCAUGUCUAUUACAGUAGUUCAAUAUGUUUUGUUGCGAAGUGAUUUGUUAAAAGAAUUGGGUUGGUCUAUUGGAGCAUUGGUAGCACAAGCAUGCCAUGCAGCUACGGCAGUUUUACACCUUUACAAAGACGACGAGCAGACAGUACGUUAUUUGAACGAUUUAGACAAUAUGCACAAGGUAGUUUUAGAGGUUCCAAAUGAAGAAACACUGAAGAAGUUGGCUGAGAAACUGAAAGAAAACGACAUAGCUCAUAAAUUAUGGAUUGAACAACCAGAAAAUACAGCCACUUGUCUUGCACUGAAACCAUAUCCAAAAGAUGAGGUGAAAAAAUUUGUAGGAAAAUUUAAAUUAUACAAAGCAACACUGGAGACUUCACAAUAG